AUGAUCAGGUCCUCCUCGACAGCUGUCUUCAAGCUUCGUCUGAACUUCGCGCUGUUUAAUGCCAGGCCAGCAGUUUACAAUUCUUCCUUACCGGGCUUGUAUCGGCGGAGGUAUUCCACUUCGAAACCGGUCGUUUACUUGGAUCACCCACCAGAGAGCGCCGGCUUAGAAGGAAUCACUUAUCUUAACCUGAAUCGUCCAGAAGCUAAGAACGCCAUCUCAUUGGAACUAUUAGAUCAAAUGUUUACCUGCUUGGGCAAGGUAAGGUUUGACGGAACUCGAGUUUUAAUUUUGAAGUCAUCCGUACCAGGAUCGUUUUGUGCGGGCGCGGAUCUGAAGGAACGUCGACGGAUGAGCAAGGUCGAAGUCUCGAAAUUCUUACACGACCUUCGUAACACUUUGCACGAGCUUGAUACGCUUCCAAUGCCCACGAUUGCUGCGAUUGAUGGGCCCGCGCUCGGUGGUGGUCUUGAGUUAGCACUAGCAUGUGAUCUCCGGGUCGCUGGGCCUGGUGCAACCAAACUUGGCCUAACUGAGACUAAACUGGGAAUUAUUCCGGGGUAAGAGUUCUCAAUGCCAAUUCCAAGUACUUGAUGAUGCGAGGCGAUGCAUUGGAUCGAAACAUCUUCAAGUGUCUGAAAAUAAGUAAUCAUUUUCAACUUCUCUUAUGAAGAGCUGGUGG
This is a messenger RNA of Puccinia graminis f. sp. tritici CRL 75-36-700-3, 682 nucleotides long. RefSeq lists its product as uncharacterized. Bases 1 to 564 code for a protein of 187 amino acids. Lineage: Eukaryota; Fungi; Basidiomycota; Pucciniomycetes; Pucciniales; Pucciniaceae. The transcript is spliced from 2 exons. Gene Ontology annotation, biological process: fatty acid beta-oxidation. Gene Ontology annotation, cellular component: mitochondrion. The record is from RefSeq and is a predicted model, not a curated record. Gene Ontology annotation, molecular function: enoyl-CoA hydratase activity.